AUGGGGGCGUGUCUGUCGUUGACUGCAAGGAGCAAUGUAGAUGAACAGAAUGCUGCAGCCGAACGGGCCAUGCGAGAGGCAAAACGAGAGCAACUGGUCCACUCAAAGCUGCUCUUGCUCGGAACAGGCGACUCCGGCAAAAGUACCAUGCUCAAGAAUAUGUGCCGACAUUGGGAGCAAAUCCGGGUCAUCAACGCUAUCCCCUUCACUCCGGAAGAGAUCGAAGGUUUUCGACGGAUUAUUUUCUCAAAUUUGAUCAGUUCUAUGACGCUCAUUCGAGAAAUCAUGGAAGAUGAGGCGUUUGACGUCGAUUGUCCAGACGAGAUCACGACGAUCCAUUUACCAGAAUUACCUUAUCCGUUGCAACUCUUGAUGAUUCAUCCUUAUGUGGCAUCCCUGUUAUUCUCGCCGCAGCAACUUUUCGACGAGGUUCAGUCAGCUGGAGAUAUUUCUACAGGAGAUCCAUAUCCCUCUCGGUGCUACUAUGUUCUUCAGAGACUUUGGAAUGAUGUCGAUGUACAGAAGGCGUUUCGAAUUGGACAGCAGUUUGCGCUGCCGGACAAUAUGACAUAUUUCUUUGGCAGUCUUCCUCGACUGUUCAACACCAGCUACACUCCUACUGAACAAGACAUCCUACACUCCAGAGUAACUACUUUGGGAGUCACCGAAACUCAGUUCGUUCUUUCCAACAGAACGAUAUCCGUAAUCGAUGUCGGUGGCCAGCGGUCUGAGCGGAGAAAGUGGAUACACUGCUUCCAAGAUGUGACAGCAAUCAUUUUCCUUGUGUCUCUCUCUGGAUACGACCAAACGCUGGUGGAGGAUCGUCAGGUGAAUCAAAUGCAAGACGCAAUGACGGUCUGGCAAUCUAUCUGCUCUUCCUCAUGGUUUGAGCGGACGUCACUCAUCCUGCUCUUGAAUAAAGAAGAUAUAUUCAUACAAAAGUUUUCCCAUUCGAACAUCCGGCGCUUCUUUCCAGACUUCGCUGGCGAUGAAGGGACCUAUGCUGACGGAGAGAAAUAUUUCAAGGAGAGGUUUGCGCACCUACAUAAGCGUGGUGUUCAGGUUCUCCAGGAUACAGCCGGCGCACCAAACAGACCGAAGCUUCCAGCGAGAUCAGAUGCCACUGGUCCGCGAAGAUUAUACACACACUUCACGACGGCAACAGACACCAAUCUAAUCCGCAAUGUCAUGAGGGCUGUUAAUGAGACCGUUCUUGCUGGCAACCUCGCGAACAUUCUUCUUUGA
Messenger RNA from Serendipita indica DSM 11827, 1245 nucleotides. The record is from the annotation of a GenBank genome assembly. NCBI's taxonomy places the organism in Eukaryota, Fungi, Basidiomycota, Agaricomycetes, Sebacinales, Serendipitaceae.